AUAACCGAUUACUUUUUUACUGUUACGAUCGCUAAUUCCAAUAUCUUCAAUCAGCCUAUUAAUUCUAUAUGAAAUUAACACGAAUUUUUUUCGCAGGAGAAUUUCAAAGUAAUUUAGUGAUUAUUUGCUGAUAAUAACAUCAAAACUUUCUUAAAAAUGUUCGAUAGACGUAACGGUGAUCGUGCUGGAGCUGGAGUUGGUGGAAUGGGCGCUAUGGGCGGCAAUGGUGGCGGCGGUGUAUAUCGUGAUCAGCAGCGUGGUGGUCCGAUGCGCGGCAAUGGUCUUCCACGUCCACGUCCUGCACCUUAUACUCGUGGUGGUGUUGGCGGUAAUGGUGCUCAAUUUCGCGGUGGACCGCCACGUGCUGGCAAUAAUGAUCGCCGAAUGGAUGGCGGCAACAAUACUGGGACCCCUGGAGAUCGUUUGCCCACUAUAAUUUGGUCUGAAAUAAAAUUGACUCCAUUCCAAAAGAAUUUCUAUCAACCAAGUACAACCGUUGUGGAACGCUCAAAGAAUGACGUGGACGGGUUUCUCACGUCUAAUGAAGUGACAUUGAAAGGCGACGGUAUACCAUCGCCCAAUAUUGAAUUUAGUGAACCUGGUUUCCCAGAACACGUUUUAGCAGAGAUCAAAAAAAUGGGAUUUGCUAAGCCCACAGCUAUACAAGCACAGGGCUGGCCAAUCGCGCUAAGUGGACGAGAUAUGGUCGGAGUAGCACAAACUGGAUCUGGUAAGACACUUGCUUAUGUGCUACCAGCUGUAGUUCAUAUCAGUCAUCAAGCUCGCUUGGAACGUGGGGAUGGACCAAUUGCUCUAAUUUUGGCCCCCACUCGCGAAUUAGCUCAACAAAUACAGCAAGUUGCUAAUGACUUUGGUUCUAAGACUCAUGUAAGAAACACUUGCAUUUUUGGGGGAGCUCCAAAACAACCUCAAGCACGUGACUUGGAACGUGGCGUUGAAAUAGUGAUUGCUACGCCUGGACGUUUGCUUGAUUUCUUAGAGAGAGGUGUUACCAAUCUGCGACGUUGCACUUACUUAGUAUUGGAUGAGGCUGAUCGUAUGCUUGAUAUGGGAUUUGAACCACAAAUAAGGCGCAUAAUUAAACAGAUUCGCCCAGAUCGGCAAGUUUUGAUGUGGUCAGCCACUUGGCCAAAGGAAGUGCGCAAUCUGGCUGAAGAGUUUCUUGAUAACUAUAUACAGAUUAAUAUCGGUUCAUUAACCCUUUCAGCUAAUCACAAUAUACUUCAAAUAGUAGAUGUUUGUGAAGAAAAUGAGAAAGACAAUAAGCUCAUCAAGCUUUUAUCUGAGAUUUCUGCCGAAUCUGAAACGAAGACUAUAAUAUUCGUUGAGACCAAAAAGCGUGUCGAUGAAAUAACUCGUGUUAUUGGACGUAAUGGUUGGCGCGUAUGUGCCAUUCAUGGCGACAAGUCGCAACAAGAGCGUGAUUUUGUUUUAUCGUCUUUCCGCAAUGGUCGUCACUCAAUUUUGGUGGCGACAGAUGUGGCUGCCCGCGGCCUAGAUGUUGAUGAUGUGAAAUUCGUAAUUAAUUACGAUUAUCCUUCAAAUUCGGAGGAUUAUGUGCAUCGUAUCGGGCGUACAGGACGCUCAAACAAUACGGGAACGGCAUACACCUUGUUCACCACAUCAAAUGCCAACAAAGCUAAUGACUUGAUACAAGUGCUACGCGAGGCGAAUCAGGUUAUCAAUCCGCGACUUGUUGAAAUGGCUUCGUCGUCGGGGUACAAUCACAAGCGUAAUUCACGUGGUGGCUAUCAAAAUCGUGGAGGUAAUCAUAUGAGUGGUGGUAGCGGUUAUGGUAAUCGGGGCAAUCGUGGUUAUGGUAACAAUAAUAUGGGAGGAGUCGGUGGCGCUCAAGCAUACCAACAGCGCCCACAGCAACCGCCAAAUGGUGGCGGUCAAAUGUAUCAACGUCCGAGCGGCCCCCCUUCGCGUUUCUCAGCUGCACCGCCUCAGGGAGGAUAUGAUCGUAAUCAGCAAGCCAGUGGGCAUAAACCCUAUGCUAAUGUAGGAGUUGAUGGCGUUGACAAACGUCCACGUUUCAACCCACAGCAGCAACCGCCACAGCAAGCUUCGGCCUAUCAACAACAACCACCCCGCAUACCUUAUGGGGUCAAUACAAACAGUCACCCGAGUCAUAAUGCACAUCAUCAACCACCUCCAAGCCAUCGGGGUCCACCACAAGCAAGUGGAGCUGCGGGUGCCACUUCAGCUAUGUAUACUCAUGCACCGCCUUCACAUCACCACUCAACCGCCGGCGCUCAUUAUGCCGUUCCCUCUGGAUUCAGUGCCGCAUCGGGCAACAUGUUUGCCUAUCCUCCGCCCCCAUUGCCCGUGCAGAAUUAAAAGAACACUUAUAUAUUAAAAUAUUAUUAACAUCAUCAGUAGUUUAAAACAUAUUGAAAUAACUUUUGCAUUUGGCAUUUGUAGUAAUGUACGUUGUUUCGUAUUACUACGAGUAUUAUGUAGCCUGGUGGAAACACAAAUUGAAAGGCCAUCACAACGCUGCAAUUUUUUAUUUUUUUUUUAACGUACAGAACUGAAUAUUGUUCUUGUUGUUUAAUUUGUAUGUUGAUUCAUAAAUUUUCCAUUACUUUUAA
Zeugodacus cucurbitae (melon fly) is the source of this 2618-nucleotide messenger RNA. RefSeq lists its product as uncharacterized. Gene Ontology annotation, molecular function: RNA helicase activity; RNA binding; ATP binding. The record is from RefSeq and is a predicted model, not a curated record. Lineage: Eukaryota; Metazoa; Arthropoda; Insecta; Diptera; Tephritidae. The coding region runs from base 157 to 2364 and encodes 735 amino acids. The transcript is spliced from 4 exons. Gene Ontology annotation, cellular component: cytoplasm; nucleus; ribonucleoprotein complex.